UUUCGAAAUAUUUCAAAUCUGCUGCGAAAUCUUCAAAUCUAUUGCGAAGUUCUUCAAAUUUGUUCCGAAGAUGAUGUUUACGCAAGAACAACCAAUCAUCUUUUUUUCAUAGAUCAAAGGGAUUGUGAAGAUUGUCCUUGUUAUUUCAACAAAAUUAAGCUUAGGUAUCCAUCUCUAUAUUCUUCUUAAAACUAGGGUUUUUUGCCUAUACUUGUCCUGAUGCUGCUGUUGUUGAUUGAAUCAAAAAAUAUAAAGAAGGGGAAAAUAAUUGGUUGUUCCUGAUCUUGUUUUAAAAUUUGAUCAGCAUCUUUAUACGAAAUUCUGCAGUUCUCAACAUUAUAAGUUCGGCUUACCAAUCAUCAAUAAAUUUAAGCGUGUUUUUUUUUUUUCUCAUCUUUAUAUUAUGUGCUUUAUUGAUAUUUAAUGUGGAUUUUUGUGGGGUUAUAUGGAUCUUUAACAUGAUCAAUAUGAUAGAUUUGGCCAUUAAAUUAUCCAUGGAAACAUCAGCUUUGCGAAAGAUAUGUAACUUGAUUGUAUUUUUAUGGUGAUUAAUAAUGAUUAUUGAUGAUUUCUUCACUAGCGUAGCUGCAGUAGAACUAUGGUUGAGUGAGAAAGUUAACUAUAAUUAUAGUUCUAAUACUUGUGCAACUGGUACAAAAUGUCUCACCUAUACCCAUGUGGUCUAGUUAUUUGCAGCUAUAGUCCACCAGGCAAUAUAAUUGGCCAGAGGCCAUUCUGAGCCUAAUAUGAAUUACAUGAUCUAUGAUAUCUUAAAAAUAAAGAGGGUGGUGACUGUUUUUGUGUGGUUUUUCUUAUAUAUUUUUCUCUUUUCUGUUUGGUAAUGUUGUUGUUUUGUGUUUUGUUGUAUGAACCUAAAUAUCUUAACUUAAUUUAUGGAUGUUUACUUAUUUGUUGUUGUUCUGGGGUGCAAUGAUAAUUCUAGGAGGUUUUUUUUUUAUUUCAGAAAUGGACCGUGUUUUAACCAAAUAUCAAGGAGGAAGAAGGAAUGUCAACAAAUUUAGUUGGUAGUGUCACUAAUUUGUGUUACGUAUAUGAUGUAUUUUAUGUGGUACAUGAUGAGCAUAACAAUUGUUAAGAGUCUUGAUUUGACGGGGAGGAAAAAGUCUAGAAAAAAAAUGCGUAUGGAGACUUUAAGAAGGCUAAUUCGAGAGAGUGAUGUAUCUUGUAAAAAUGAACUUCGAGUGACUGGGCAUACUUUUAAUGUGCUUUAUGUGAAAUGCUUAGAGAUAUAGGAGGACUUAGUGGGACUCGAAACAUAUCACUUGAGGAGAUAGUAGCUAUGUUUAUGUAUAUAUUGGCUCACCAUAAGAAAAAUAGGUCUAUUGGACACUUUUUCAUUAGAAGUGGAGAAACGGUGAGUAGACAGCUUCACCUUUAUCUUACGGCUGUCCUAAAGUUACAUGAGCACUUACUUACCAAGCCUACACCAAUAGCCGAUGACUGUGAAGAUGAUAGAUGGAAACCUUUCAAGGUAUUUCACCUAAAUCCUUUAUGCCCAUUGAAUAGAAUUAGGAGUCGAAUUGUUUUGAGUUCAAAUGAUUUAAAGUUUAUUACUUAUUUUGUAGAAUUGUUUAGGUGCAUUAGAUGGCACCUACAUUAACGUGAGGGUGCCGGCAAAAGAUAGAGCAAGGUAUCGAACAAGCAAAGGCACCAUAGCCAUGAACGUAUUAGGGGUUUGCACGCCUAAUCUGGAGUUUGUCUAUGUACUACCUAGGUGGGAAGGUUUAGCACAUGAUUGUCGUGUGCUACAGAAUGCUAUUUCAAGGCCAAAUGGGUUAAGGGUUCCUCGAGGUAAAUAUUACUUGACUGAUGCUGGAUACACCAACUGCGAUGGGUUUUUAGCUCCUUUUAGGGGACAAAGAUAUCAUCUCAAAGAAUGGACGGAUAACCUACCACGAAGUGCCGAAGAGUAUUUCAACAUGAAACAUGCUAGGGCUAGAAACGUGAUUGAGAGGUGCUUUCGUUUGCUAAAAGGGAGGUGGUCUAUAUUGAGAAGUCCAUCAUUCUUUCCUAUUCGGACUCAAGGCCGCAUUGUCAUGGCAUGUUGUUUACUCCACAAUCUCAUUAGGAGAAUUAUGCCUACAGAUGACAUAGCUUAUGAUUCCGAUGAAGAAUCUGAAGAUGAUGAUGUAGAUGAUGAUUUGGAUGACGAAAUGGAGUUCAUUUCAACUCUUGAAACCUCGGAUGCCUGGACUAACUUCAGAAAUACUCUCGCUCAAGAUAUGUUUAAUAGUUGGAGAGCUAGAAUUCGGCAAUGAACUUUGACAUAUUGAUAUUUUUAUUUUUCAGUUGUGUUGUUGAAUGUCUAUGAUCUUUUUUAGUCUUCUAGGUACCUAUGAUAUUUAAGUUGUAGCAACUAUUUGAUAUAGAUCAAGUUAUUGAUAACUUUU
Messenger RNA from Beta vulgaris subsp. vulgaris (sugar beet), 2411 nucleotides. RefSeq names its product protein ALP1-like. The record is from RefSeq and is a predicted model, not a curated record. The coding region runs from base 1680 to 2279 and encodes 199 amino acids. The transcript is spliced from 3 exons. Lineage: Eukaryota; Viridiplantae; Streptophyta; Magnoliopsida; Caryophyllales; Amaranthaceae.